UUCGUUAUCCAUCAAUUAGAUUAGGUAGUUAUAGAUGCUGUUAUUUGCUUGAGCUGAAGGUAGUUGUGGUUCUCUCUCUCAGUCUCAGGCCACAAACACAAAUAAAUAGAUAAAUAAAUAAGGCCAUUUUCUGGUGGAACGGGUCUUAUUUCUCCUUUUGCGUUUCAGACCGCAUGUCUCUCUCUAUCUCUCUUUCUCUCCGUGGCAUGUGUUGCGUUUUGCCCUCUCUCUCCGCCAACUCAGUGUAACUGUAAUUGCAUCUAUUUUCCUCACAUUUGUAACAUCUCGGAUAGAAUCUGUGCCAUCUCUACAGGAACGCGUGUCUCUCUCUCAAUCAUUGUAGUGGUUGGUUAGUUAUGCAACAAAAUUAUUGUAAGAAACUCACUCUGAGGGGAUUUCAUGAUUUGAGUGGAGAUGGAGAUCGUGGCCACUAGAAACAUUCUGAUCUUCUUGCUCUGUGUUACUGUUGUUGCUCCAAUUCUGCUCUACAGCUACCCCUCAGCUGAGCAAGAGCUUGUCCAAGAUCUUCCUGCUUUUGCUAACAAUGCAGCGGACUCUGCCCGUUUAAAUCUACUGCCCGAGGAAACUUCAGCCGUCCUUAAGGAACCAAUUGGGGAUGUACAUACCAAUGACUCCACCAGCAUAAAGAAAUUGCCUCAUGACUUGCAAAUGGGUGAAUCUAGGGAGCAUUCAUCUGGCAGGGUAUUGUCAGCUACAAAUGAAGGGGAAAACCCCAUCAAACUAGUUAUAGAUGGAAUCAAGCAAGGAAAUCAAAGCAACUACCUGGAGAAAACGAAUGCAACCAGUGAUAAUGUUAAUCCAGAAGAUGCUAUUGACGUUGAUGACAGUGAUGGGAAACUUGCAUCUGAAACUACGACUAAUAAACAAGAGCAAAAAACUCGUGAAUCUUCUAGCAGAAUAAAAAAGAAAGCACAUGUGUCACCAGAAUCGAACAACCAGAAUGAUGGAAUACCAUCUGAUGCUCGGGUACGGCAACUAAAAGAUCAGCUCAUUCAGGCUAAGGUAUUUCUUUCACUUCCAGCAGUAAAGAACAAUCCCCAAAUCACUCGGGAGCUUCGAUUACGAGUGAAGGAAGUCUUACGAACUGUUGGAGAAGCAAGCCAAGAUUCUGACUUGCCUAGGAAUGCAAACGAAAGAAUGAAGGCAAUGGAGCAAUCAUUGAUGAAAGGAAGACAAAUUCAAGAUGAUUGUGCUGGGGCUGUGAAGAAGCUUAGGGCUAUGCUCCAUUCAACUGAGGAACAGCUUCGUGUGCACAAGAAACAGACCGUGUUCUUAACACAAUUGACGGCAAAAACAUUGCCUAAAGGUCUCCAUUGUCUUCCAUUGCGCCUCACAACUGAAUAUCAUAGUUUAAUUCCUUCUCUACAACAAUUUCCAAACCCCGAGAAGUUAGAAGACCCUCAACUAUACCAUUAUGCAAUAUUCUCGGAUAACAUAUUGGCAACAGGUGUUGUUGUGAACUCUACUGUUGCCCAUGCAAAGGAUGCCUCAAAACAUGUUUUUCAUAUUGUUACCGAUAGGCUCAAUUAUGCAGCAAUGAGGAUGUGGUUUUUGGCGAAUCCACCAGGCAAGGCAACCAUUCAGGUUCAGAAUAUUGAAGAAUUUACAUGGUUGAAUUCAAGUUACAGUCCGGUUCUUAAGCAGUUGUCUUCUCCUUCCAUGAUAGAUUAUUACUUUAAGACUCAUCAGGCAACUUCUGAUUCAAACUUAAAGUUUCGAAACCCAAAGUAUUUAUCUAUAUUGAACCACCUCCGCUUCUACUUGCCUGAGGUGUUUCCAAAGCUCAACAAAGUGCUCUUCUUGGAUGAUGAUAUAGUUGUUCAGAAGGAUCUGACUGCACUGUGGUCAAUUGAUUUGAAGGGAAAUGUAAAUGGUGCUGUAGAAACUUGUGGCGAAAGUUUUCAUCGCUUUGAUCGCUAUCUCAACUUCUCUAAUCCUCUCAUAGCCAAGAACUUUGACCCUCAUGCCUGUGGAUGGGCAUAUGGUAUGAAUGUUUUUGAUUUAGUUGAGUGGAAGAGGCAAAACAUCACUGAGGUGUACCACAACUGGCAGAAGCUGAAUCAUGAUAGGCAACUAUGGAAGUUAGGGACAUUGCCACCUGGUCUUAUAACUUUCUGGAAACGCACUUUCCCAUUGAACCGAACUUGGCAUGUCUUGGGUCUUGGCUACAACACCAAUGUCAACCAAAAAUUGAUUGAAGGAGCUGCUGUGGUACACUACAAUGGAAACAUGAAACCAUGGCUUGAGAUAAGUAUUCCCAAGUUUCGAGGUCAUUGGACAAAGUAUGUUGACUAUGACAUUGUAUAUUUGCGAGAGUGCAACAUCAAUCCUUAGAUGGGUCUCAUGUACAUUUAAGCAUCAAAGUUUUGUUGGUAUUUGGCUGUUAGCUAUGGUGCAGUGAGCCUUGUAGGAGUGCAAUUCCAUCUGUGUAGGACUUCUGUUUUUUGGUUUUCUUUUCUAAUGGUCUUUAUUCUUUUUGUAUACAUUUUCCUUCUUUGUUUAUUAGUGUAAUUUUGGAUUGUGCCAUA
Arachis stenosperma is the source of this 2549-nucleotide messenger RNA. Its product is annotated as probable galacturonosyltransferase 4. The transcript is spliced from 9 exons. The record is from RefSeq and is a predicted model, not a curated record. Gene Ontology annotation, molecular function: polygalacturonate 4-alpha-galacturonosyltransferase activity. NCBI's taxonomy places the organism in Eukaryota, Viridiplantae, Streptophyta, Magnoliopsida, Fabales, Fabaceae. The coding region runs from base 415 to 2355 and encodes 646 amino acids.